AAAUUAGAGUAAUUUUUGAAGCCAUGAGUUUUUGUUUUCCUUCCUGGGUAACCAUGGAGUUGUAAAAUUUCGUUAGUUACAAAUGCAUCCAUGUGUUUUCCCUUAUGAAAAACGCUGGAAAAGCAUUUCUUCGUAGACAUACAGAGUUGACAAAACCUAUGAUGACAAGAACCGAAAACAAAAGAGGAUGAACAAUUCAAAAUUGGCUGUUAUUUGACCUGGUACAAAAUAGGCUCUUCUUUAAUUGUUGACUUUGCUUUCAAUUGGCACCCCUUGUGGAGUUGCUUGGGGCAUGGGCUCUCACUCACAUGUCUGGUUUCCAUUAGAUACAUGCUUCAAAAAGGCCUUUCCCCAUUUUUUGGCUGUAAGCCUGCGAGUGUGAAAUUUGCAGUCGUAUUUGAAGAGUCGUAUCAGAGUGAUCAUCAUGCCAUGUUGAAUUCACAUGUUUAUGCCAAUUUUAGACUGUAGGGUUUGUAAAUAUAUAAAGCUCCGUCCAUUCCCUCUACUGUUUGGGGUUAUGGUGACUUUUGUUCAUUACCCAUCGUGUCAACAAACACGUUAAUUACAAGUUGUGGGAACCCUGGAUAACCAAUGGCCACCCACAAAUUUUGAUCAUGUAGUUAGAUCUCUAAGAUUAAUAAUUACUCAAGACCCCAAGUCGUUUCCAAGAAUUCCAUGUUCUCUUUUCUCAACUCGUGGCCUGACCAACCGGCCGGCCACCAUUCUUCCCGUCUACCCAUUUGGGAAAACAUACAGAAUGAUGUGAGUUUAAGUUGAAAAGGGUUUUUGCACCCCUGUUUUCUUCUUAUGGUGGUAUAUGCAUCCACAAUUAAGACCGAAAAACCGACAAAUUUUCCUCAUAAAUUCAGAUUAUUACACCGUAAAUUAUUGUCCUAAAGAAUAAAACAAAAUGAGCGCCCACCAACAUGAUGCAAGUUGUGUUUUUUUUCUCCACACAAAAUCAACUUGGAGCCUUCAAUUUUGUGGGUGGGGGGGCCAAAAUUUGUAAAGUCACAGCCCUGCUGCAUUGUAGCUUUUUGGUCUUUUGAUUCCUAGUAACAAUCCAUGCCUAAAAUCAAACACCAGCCCCUCAACCCCCUGCCCCUUUUAAAGGGUCACAUGGAUCUCCCCAGAGGGGCGUCCCCUGGUAUAUACACUGGCAAAGUAGUAUAUUUAUGUACUUAUUACAUAGCGAUAAAAACACCCAUAUAUGAUUACUAAUAAAAAAAAAAAAAAAUCCCUCAUUUCAAUGUGUAGGAUCUUGUAUGGAAGUUCCGUACAUAGGAAUCAUAUUGUGACAAAAAAAUGGAGUUGGUGGAAGAAGGCAUCCAAGGAUGAGAACCUCCUUUUUCUCAAAUUGAGCCCUUUUGGGCCGUUUCCACCGUGCAUACGUUAUCGUAAGGCCGUACGUAUAUGCCUUGGGUGCCUGAAUUCUGAUUAAUUAGUGUAUGCGUAUACUAGUGUAAGUAAUUAAUAUAGAGUUUAUGCAUAGCAGACGACCAAAUACAGAGGACUGGAAUACGGGCUUUUGAGAGAGAGAGAGAGAGAGUUUGAGAGGGAUAGGAAUGACGCAACAGUGAAUUUCCAUUAGAUUCCAAUUUUUGUUCACCGACUUCCCCAAUGAACGGCCUUGGCUUUUCUCUCCUAUCUCACCUCUCCUCUCAUUACUUAUAUUAAACUCUCCCCUCCUUUGCUCUCUCAUUCACCACCUUCUCUCUUUCUCUCUACCACCAUACUCCUAACAAACACUUUUGAGUCCAAUGGCAAUGGAGUGUUGCACUUCAACAAUGCUAAUGCCUCCUCCCAGGCCUCCCCUGAAGCCCCUAGAUGAAGCCAAUACUCAACACCAGUCUCUAGUGUUUGAUGCCUCCGUUCUUAAAUACCAAUCCACCAUACCAUCACAGUUCAUAUGGCCUGAUGAGGAGAAGCCCUGUGCCAAGCCACCUGAGCUUCUUGUUCCUCCCAUUGACUUGGGAGGCUUCCUCUCUGCAGAUCCUCUUGCCAUCUCAAAUGCGGCUCGUCUUGUCAAUGAGGCAUGCAGGAAGCAUGGCUUCUUCCUUGUUGUGAAUCAUGGUGUGGAUGCACAGCUUGUCACUGAAGCGCAUAAGAACAUGGACUUCUUCUUCAACAUGUCACUCUCUGAGAAGCAAAGAGCUCAGAGAAAGGUUGGUGACCACUGUGGAUAUGCUAGUAGCUUUACCGGCAGGUUCUCCACCAAGCUCCCUUGGAAAGAGACUCUUUCUUUUCGAUAUUGUGAUGAUGAUCAAUCCUCAAGGAUCAUUGAGAAAUAUUUCUCAAAUGUGAUGGGCGAAGAUUUCAAACAGUUCGGGAGGGUGUACCAGCAAUAUUGUGAAGCCAUGAGCAGACUCUCUCUUGGGAUCAUGGAGCUUUUGGGCAUGAGCCUAGGUGUUGGCCGCGAGUAUUUCAGAGAAUUCUUUGAAGGAAAUGAUUCAAUAAUGAGACUAAACUACUACCCACCAUGCCAAAAACCCAAUCUAACUCUUGGAACCGGGCCUCACUGUGACCCUACAUCAUUGACAAUCCUGCAUCAGGAUCAGGUGUCUGGCCUUCAAGUGUUUGUAGAUGAAAAAUGGCACUCAAUCAGUCCCAAUCCAGAAGCUUUUGUUGUCAACAUCGGUGACACAUUCAUGGCCCUAUCAAAUGGGAUUUACAAGAGUUGCCUGCACAGAGCAGUGGUAAAUAGCCAAACUCCAAGGAAGUCUCUGGCAUUCUUUUUAUGCCCAAAGAUGGAGAAGGUGGUGAGCCCACCAAAUGGGCUGGUGGACGCCAACAAUCCAAGGAUAUAUCCCGACUUCACGUGGUCAUCGCUGCUUGAAUUCACGCAGAAACAUUAUAGGGCCGACACGAAAACCCUCCAUGUCUUCUCAAACUGGCUUCAACAGAAAAACAACUGAAAAGAUGCAAGUAACCGGUGAUUGUGAUCGCUCCAUAUAUCAUCCGAUAGGACUAGGAAAGUGACAUGAUAGGUUGGGACUUGCCACUCUUGGGUUGGAGGAGAAAGUCAAAAGAUAAACCAAAGAGGAAAGGCCACUUCUGUUAUUAGCUCUUAUGUUUUAGUAUGCAAAGAAUCAUAUUAAUGAAGCCAUUUGUGUAGCAAUAAAGACCAAGCUCCCAUCUAUACAUUCCCUCUUAUUUU
Vitis riparia (riverbank grape) is the source of this 3157-nucleotide messenger RNA. RefSeq names its product gibberellin 20 oxidase 1-D-like. The transcript has 3 exons. Gene Ontology annotation, biological process: unidimensional cell growth; gibberellin biosynthetic process; flower development. The coding region runs from base 1761 to 2915 and encodes 384 amino acids. Lineage: Eukaryota; Viridiplantae; Streptophyta; Magnoliopsida; Vitales; Vitaceae. Gene Ontology annotation, molecular function: gibberellin 20-oxidase activity. The record is from RefSeq and is a predicted model, not a curated record.